Brenthis ino (lesser marbled fritillary) is the source of this 1800-nucleotide messenger RNA. NCBI's taxonomy places the organism in Eukaryota, Metazoa, Arthropoda, Insecta, Lepidoptera, Nymphalidae. The record is from the annotation of a GenBank genome assembly.
AUGGAAACCAUACAUCAAACCUUGCAGCAAACUUUGCAAGUAACUAUUGAAGACCUCCCCGAUGAAGUAUUAGAAUUUAUAUUAGGAUUUCUACCACCAUAUAAGGAUUUACAAAAUUGUAUGAGUGUUUGUAAGAGGUGGUGUGGUUGUGCACAAAAUGUGUUACAUAAAACAUCAAUAAAACUUAUAAAAGCUAUAGGAGAAUUCAACAUACUAUGGAUGAAUGUUGCUCAUACAGAAAUAGUUCCUACAAUAACAAAAAGAUUUUCUCAUGCAGCUUGCAUUCUUGAAAAUAACAUGUAUAUAUUUGGGGGAUGUACUACUAAUGCAACAUCCUUUAAUGACCUAUGGAAAUUUGAUUUAUCAAAGAGACAAUGGAUAAGGCCUUUAGCUACUGGAACAUAUCCCGUUCCCAAAGCUUAUACAACAAUGGUUGAUUAUAAAGACUGCUUAAUUGUUUUUGGGGGAUGGACUUAUCCAUCUCUUUCACAAUUAUACCAAAAUGUCACCAUGUUUAAUGACAUACAUUUUUACUGUAUUAAGAAUAACAAAUGGAUAUUAAUCAAUGCUACAAAUCCUCCGCCACCAAUGGCUGGUCACUCUGCAUGUGUUAAAGGUGAUGAAAUGGUGGUAUUUGGUGGAUUAAUAAUGUCAGCUGCACAAAAUUAUCAAAUCCAAUGUUCCAAUGAUGUUUGGGUGUUAAAUAUAUCUACUCUUAACUGGAGAAAGCAAGCCACUACUAAGCCAAGACCUUCUCCACGCUAUGCUCAGUCUCUGAUUCAAUUAGAUUCUGAGAGAUUAAUGCUUUUAGGGGGUGUACAAACUUUACAAAAUCGUUUUGUGUAUAGCGAUUGCUGGAUACUUACUAUGAAAGGCCCUACAUGGACAUGGAAAGAAAUAGCUGUAAAAAAUAAAGAAUGGGCUGCUGCAAAUAUAUGGUGCAAUCCUGCCUGUAGAGUUGGGGAUAAAGUAGUAAGUCUGAGUAGAAGUAGAAAUGGCUGGAAUAGUGCCAAACCUUUAGUGACAUCUGCUGUAAGAUUGUCCAAUCUUAGUAGAGCUGAAGCAGCUCCUGUAUCUGUUAGAGUGGAACAAAGUUUACAAAGACCUUUAGAUAGAGAUCAUAAUAUUAAUGGACGACGUGGUGUUUUACCUAGGCAACGAAUUUUAAAUAAUGAGCCGGUGGCUGGUCCUAGUCAUGAAAAUGAGAAUACACAAAAUCUCGCAUCUAUAAACGUCAAUUCUAAUCAAAAUCUUUCUAGUGGAGAAGCCAAUCAAGCCAACAAUAGUCUGGAUAUGUCUAAAAAAGAAUCAGCCUUAAGAAGAAAUAAAAAUAAGAAUAAAGGAAUGAAAAUUGUAAGACAAUUGCAAGAAGCUAAUAAAUAUAGGAUGGCUGCUUUCGCAUGUGAUUCUCCUGGAUCUAAUGCACCACCUGAAAAUGAUCUUAUAAAUCAAAGACAAAUAGCUCAUUUAGAAAAUAGAUUAGAAGCUCCAGCAGACAAUCCUCAACAGAGACCACCAGCUGUAAAGAAAAUAAAAAGGAAUACAUUAACCAUGCAUGUUUUAGAUAUCUCUACUGUGGUGGAUGGAAAUUCUAUGAACUAUGUAUCUUGGUUAUGUCCUCGCCUUGGUGAGAUGCAUGGGGCACCAGAGGAAUUGGUCAUGUACUCAUUGGUCAAAGGAAACGGAGAGUUGAUAAUGUUUGGUGGUGUUCAUAAUGAUAUAAGUAUACUGAAUUAUUCCGAACAACAAGAUAUGUAUUCAAAUUCACUACAUUUUAUUAUACCACCUAGAGACAUAAUA